Molecule: messenger RNA, 2973 nt
Organism: Pyricularia grisea
Lineage: Eukaryota; Fungi; Ascomycota; Sordariomycetes; Magnaporthales; Pyriculariaceae
Exons: 3
Coding region: 1064-2428 (454 amino acids)
Source: RefSeq, a predicted model, not a curated record
UUGCGGUCUAGCCCAAAUCCUGGGUCGAUACUUUUACGAAAAAAAAAAAAAAAACUGCAGAACGCUGGGCCUACUGUCACAUGAGUUACUGCUCCGAGAAACAAAAACCUGCCCCAAAGGAAAACGGACAUAUACGAUUGACAGACGAUCUUUAUAUUUUUAUCUGGAUCCUUCUCCAUUUUUUCCCAUCCUCUUUCUACUUGGUCUAUUUUCCCCCAAUAUCUUCGUUUCUUUUCCUUGGCUAUUGAGGUCGAGGUUGCACGCUUGAAACCCCUCCCCGGCUCUCAAAAGUUCGGGCAUAGCCAAGAAGUACACGACAAAUCCGACCGACUUGGCCGCGACCCCGAUCCCAACAACCCAUCUGGGUCUAUCUAUUCACGGAUUUCCCUUACGUCAGGUUCUAGACUUGUCAGUGGCACGACUAAUACCGACGAUAAAACGGGAAAAAGGGAAAUAAAAAGAAAGCGCCCACACAGUGGCGUCCACUGGCCCUCUGAGGAAACAAAAGAAAAAAGAAUACACAACAGUCUAAAAAGAAGCAGCAAGAAGGAGCUAUUUAGCAACAAACAUUGGCUCGGCACAUCUCGAUCCCCAGCCACGCGAGACAGACUUGCCUUGUUUUGAUUUGAAUUCCCGCCAUCUGCGACAAGCCAGGAGGAUCCACAGGUCCACGCAACCCCCGAUCCAACUAAGUUUCUCACACUUCUCACUGUUUACUCACAGUGGCGGUAGCCAAUCUGUCUCGACUCGACAAACGGCGCAGACCCAACCACCUCCACUGACCAAUUUGGCGUGUUUCUUGCGGCGCGAAAGAAAAAUAAAGAAAAAAAAAAAAAAGCUAGACCCUCUUUUGAUUGCGAAUGCCUCAGUGCAUCUGCGCACCCAUGUCAGCGUCCUGAUACACUCUGUCGUCCCCCCAGCUUUCCAUCGAAAAUUGGACCCAUACUCGCGAAUUGAACCCUAGUCUAGUCAAGGACCCAGAGGCCUGCCCAGGGUCAAAAGAUAGUGACACCAAAAACGUAAAUAGAACCCUGGCGCCGCAUCCGCGACCCCGUUCUUUAAGAUGUCAACUCCCCAGAACCACCCACUUCCGCGUCCUCCCCCGGUCCCGCAGCACGACGGCUUCUACGACGACCAGCAUAAUAAUUACUAUCAAUCGCAGUCGUCAGACAGCCAGCCUUUGCCGCCGCCGCCGCACCAGCAACAGAGCAAUUCUCCUGAAACCCAGGCUUUCCCGCGCUUGAGCUCAUACCCUUACCAACCGCCACAGCAGCCACAGCAUCAUCGUCAGCAACAGGGCCCGCUGCCACCGGCUCAUCAGUCUCACCAUUCUGGAUCAUCAACUGGCCAUCAAAGUCGUCAAGACGACCGCUCACGCUCCAGACCACGAACUUUCAGCUUACGCUCCGAUAAAUCUCACAGCAAUAGCAUCGACCUUCACGAAACCCACGCCGAGAAGGAAGCCAAGAGACUCCACAGCAAAGCAGAUCCCACUUUGGCAAUGAACGAGGCGGAGCCAACAGUCGUAGCUGCCACGGUCAAGUCAUCGUUGGCACCGCUACGCAACAUGCAGCAUAAAGAUUACCAGGGAAAUGUCAUAGAUGAUCCUGACAGGUCAAACCCCACGCGGAGUCGCUGGGAACGACCUUUGGAUACUAUUCGAAGUUUCGAGGCUGCGAUAGAUGGUAAUUACAGUAACAGACAAUCGAUAAUGAUGCGUUCGGACUCGGAGUCUGUGGCAAACUGGACCCGUAGGAGUAGCUACUAUGGUAGCAAUAACUAUAGCAGCACGCCGGGCAGCUCGCGGGCCAACCGCUACCAGUCACGCGACAGCUACUUUAGCCUACGACCAAAUCAAUCAGAAUAUGGUUAUGGCAACGAGGGAGACAUGGCCGCACCCCGAGGAUACAACGGAUAUAGUCAUGGGUCGCAGCAGAGAUACUCCAGGAUGAAUUCCGAACCCCAUUACAGCACGCCGAGACACGCUGAACCGUUGUAUCCAAUUCAAUCCCACCACCGUUCUUACGAGACGGUCGCAUCGGGCUCUGGCAGUGGCAUGUCAGGCGAACCGAAUGGUUAUACUACUGAUCCGACCAGCAGCGACAACAGCUCGAUCGAACGUAUGCAGUCCCCACCCAAGCGUCAAGCAGAAGCACCCAAUGACUAUGGGAUUGGCUUUAGCCAGAGCCCGACAUAUGCGUCACAAUCGUUUGCGGUGGGGGGCGUUACGCCCCAAAAUGGGUCCCCGGCCAAUAACGCCUCCAUCAGCCCCAGUGGGCGUGAUGUCCCACCUGUGGCACCACAAAAGCCAAACACGAUUACAAGGAAGCCCACACAGCAACCCGCGACUUCCAGCGCUCCAGAGAGGCCAGCAGCACCUGAGAAGCGCAAAAGCUGGUUUUCUCGCCGCUUCAGCAAGAACAGCUGAGGCUCCAAUCUCUGGAAAAUCACUCGUUGAUAAGAUUUCUCCUUUGUUUUAAAUUAUUCGUUGAAACAUCUUGACCUUGCUGGCCUUCCUGAUACCCACUAUUCUCAACAAAAGGCUUUUUUUUUUCUCCCCUCGAACCCCUUGCCAUGGUCCCCAAGACCACGAGGGGAUACUUAUCCGUCUUUUCAUCGGAUAUUUACCGUUGUCCGACACUUUCUACCAUUUUGAUAAGAGGAAAAGAUUCCUAAACUGGCUCUCUUUCUCACUCAAUUUUAAUUGUGGAUAGGGGCAAUCCGGGGCGUCACUGAUAUUUAUGGGGAUGGAUGGUGAGCUGGGUGUUAGAUUGAUUAUGACAUUCAGCUUGGAAGGGUUUGGCCGAGCGGUUUCGCAGCACGUCGGUGCCCAUCUAUGACUAUUCGUACGGAUACUGGCGUGGAACAAGGAUUUGGUCGGCCGGGAGGCGCACACGUAUAUGAAUGAUGCUUUUAUAUAUUGUUGCUCAAAAUAGAGAAAUUACUUUGAUUUAAAAUAUAACCCAUGUCCAG